Molecule: messenger RNA, 3081 nt
Organism: Sporothrix brasiliensis 5110
Lineage: Eukaryota; Fungi; Ascomycota; Sordariomycetes; Ophiostomatales; Ophiostomataceae
Product: gamma-tubulin complex component
Exons: 1
Coding region: 1-3081 (1026 amino acids)
Biological process (GO): mitotic cell cycle; microtubule nucleation; meiotic cell cycle
Cellular component (GO): equatorial microtubule organizing center; spindle pole; gamma-tubulin complex
Molecular function (GO): gamma-tubulin binding; microtubule minus-end binding
Source: RefSeq, a predicted model, not a curated record
AUGGCCUUCCUCGCGACACUGUCGGCGCAGACUGAGGAGCUGGUCGCAGCGGUGACGGAAGCGACGGCAACAACUGACUCGUCGACAUUUGCAGCGCUGUGUGAUGCAACACUGCGUGCAUUGCGAAAUCACAACAAUCUUCGGACAAACCAGUUUGAGGUCGAGAGCCAGUUGGACGGUCUGGCCGAGCGGUUCGCCGUGGCCGGCCGCGAUGCGCUGGCUGGUGCUCUGCGGGAACGGCGGACUGCACUCACCAAACACGAUCCCGCCGGGCAGCCAUUGACGACAAAAUGGACACCCGAAGUUUUGCACUUUUUAUUGGAGCUGUCGGAUCGGCCGGCAACCCGACCGGGCCUACUAGACGACCUGGAUGCAUUGAUAGCGUCGCGGCAUAUGCCGGAACCGCCGCCGUUACGAUGGGAGGACAUCAUGCGGGAGGACGGCUGGGCAAGCGAAGCAGACGUUGAGGAGGAUGACUACGACGACGACGACGACUAUGUUGACCGUUACGGCUACGACGACGAUGAAUCCGGCUACGACGACGACACCACCAUGUCCAGCAUCGAGGCCGACGACCACGGCCAAGCACGGACGUAUCGUGACCUCAUUGCAACAGACGGGCAUACACGGGACGAACUGGCAACAUUACUGACGUCCAUCCGCGAGAGUCAAUCUUGGCGAACAGCGCGUCCACCAGAUGCUGCAUCCGGCGAGGACGCGCCAAAUAACAGAGUCCUCGUGUCGGAGCUGCAGAUUGUGCGGGACACUCUCUUCAUGCUGCAGGGGCUGGACACUACUUUGUUUGGCCGUGACUGCGUGCUUGUCGACAAAUUCCGUCUCUCGGAUGUGUCUGUGUCCAUGCACACGUCGCUACUGGAUUCUGUCGCGGACUGCGGCCGACGUCUUCUGCCACUACGGAAGCGUGCAGGGCUCGAGCACUCACAAGGCCGGCAACGGAACGACGCCGCGCCUUCCAUCCCUUUGCUCCAAGUGUUCCAGGAAGCCAUCCAACGGCGGCUCCACGCAUUCGACAAGGAGGUGACCUCGGUUCAGGCUCGGUUUGUGACCAUGCCGUCCGACGGCUGUAUGGUUAGUCUCGUGGGCGUGCUCAACGAGCUGCAGCCAUCGCUCCAAAACCUGUUUGCAUUGUCGGGCGUGGUGGAGAAACUCGACGCCGCAGAGCGCGGCAACGCCUAUGCGUUCCGCUACCUUGAACUCCUGUUUGACGCCACGGCCAUUGCACAGUACGAGGGCAGUGCUAAUUUAUACGAAUUUCUGGGCACAAUCUUCUUCGACUGCUUCCAAGUGUACCUACGGCCGAUCCGGUCAUGGAUGGAGGAGGGCGUCCUGGACCGGCUCGAUAAGGCGUUUUUCGUGUCCGGCGGCGGGCCGAUAGACGCUUCCGUGCCACUGCACCAGAUCUGGAACGGCCAGUACAAGCUGCUCCGUACGACGAGCGGCGUACUGCAUGCGCCGCGGUUCUUGCAGCCAGCAGCUUCCAAGAUUUUCACCACGGGCAAAAGUAUCGUCGUGCUGCGGCACUUGGGCAAAGACCCGGGGCGGGCCCGUGCUAGUAUCGACAAUCGCCACAUCACAGACACCGAACCGCGGCUGGAUUUCGGUACUGUAUGUCCACCAGACGCGGCCAUGGCGCCCUUUGCGCAGCUGUUUGGAGACGCAUUUGACCACUGGAUCCAGAGCAAGCACCACGCGGCCUCGGCCACCCUACAAGCGACGCUCGUGGGCGCAUGUGGCCUGGGCGCUGCAUUGGAGUCGUUACACCGCGUGUUCCUCAUGGCCGACGGUGCGGCAGCUGACGCGUUUGCGUCGCGUGUCUUCCACAGCCUCGACACGCGCAACCCACGCUGGCUUGAUCGGUACACAAUGACAGAGAUGAUACGCGAGGCGUAUGGUGAAAGCGGUGCGCUCUCUGUGGCCCUCGAAAAACAAGGACUGCACCCCGACAGCGACGACCCAUUGGUGGCGCGGCGCUCCGUACGUGACGGCCUGGCUCGCAUCCGGCCGACCUACCGAUUGGCGUGGCCAGUACAGAUUGUGAUCCCAGCUGCGAGCCUUGCCGGCUACCAGUCGGUGUUUACCUUAUUGCUGCAGAUCCGGCGCGCCAGCGCCCUGCUGAGCCGGCACCGGUUGCUGGACGACGGUCAGGGUGAGCAGGGCGACGAGGACGAUAAUAGCAACGGCAACGGAGGUGGCGGCCGUGGCCAUGCCCUUCCGUCCGGCGACCGUGCACUCUACUUUUCCUUACGCGCGCGGCUGUUGUGGUUCUGUAAUACGUUGCAGUCGUACCUGACGACGCUUGUUAUUGCACCGCGUGUUGAGCGGCUGCGACAGCAUCUUCUUGGCCAGAACGGCGCGACCACGCUGGAUGUGGACGACAUGAUUGCGGUGCAUGCGCAAUUUGUGCGGUCACUGGUGGAUGAGGCGCUGCUGGGCGGUAAGCUGGAACCACUGCAUGCAGGCAUGCUGGAUCUGCUGGACCUGGCGCUGCGGCUUGAGGAUGCGCACCGAGCGAAUGGAGCACGAGUGGCACGGGCGCUGCGGGAGACGUGGCGCCUGUCUGUGCUGUCGGCGUCGGUGUCGGCGACGCCCACAUCACGUCAGUAUCAGACACCGACGAAGCGGGGCCGUUGGACAGGCCCAUCGCCUAGAACUGGAGCCGACUCGGUCCGCCGAACGCUGUUCUUGGCGUCGCCGCGGAGGCCGAGAGGCCGAGACGUUCUGGGUGACGAUAACGUCGACGGUGAUGUCGAUGACGACGACGACGAUUAUGAUUACGACGGCUAUGACGACGAGGCUGAGGGGCAGAACAACGAUAAUGACGAAAACGACGACAGCUACGAGACCAAAAACGCUACAAAGACCAACACGCAAGAAAUGGACUACAGCAGCUCCCUUAGGGCCAUUCGCUCUGACCUUGACAACACGUUGCGGUUUGUGACCAGCGGGCUACGCGGUGUGGCGCGGGCCAGCCGUGACGCAACAGCGGCGGCCAAGUGGGACAUGCUGGCGGAAAUGCUUGGCGACGACGGCAGCGGUCGAUCCGAGCGCAGCCGGUGGUGA